UUUACCAAUGAAUUAUUCCGAGUGACCAAAUCCACCCUCCCCCACCUCACCUCACCUCAGUUGACUCUUUUUCUCUUACUCAGCCGUCUUAUUCGUAAUUACCUUUUCUUCUUUGUUAUGUUCGGAGUUGAUUCCUAUUCAUCACUUGCAAUAAAAACGCUUCUACAUAUCCAUUCAUUCCUACCUUCUCUACCUAGCCGUCUUCUAUCUGCUUCUUGGUUUGUUUGUUUGCUUGUUUGUUUUUUCUUUUUCUUCCCCUUUGUUUUUCUAACAAAUCAUUCUGAUGAUCUAGAAAUUUUGGGGCUUGGCUUGUGUCUUUACUUAUGAUGUUGGGCAAAAGCUUUAGACAAGUUGCGGUGACAUAUCAUCACCAUCACCACCACCAUGGAAAAGAAGUCAUUACCAAAGAUAUACCAAAAGGGUGCAUGGCAAUCAAGGUUGGUCAAGGCGAAGAGCAACAGAGAAUAACGGUGCCCGUGAGUUACCUCAACCACCCACUGUUUUCUCAGCUGUUGAAGGAGGCGGAGGAAGAGUAUGGUUUUGCUCAGCAGGGAACCAUAAUUAUACCUUGUCAAGUGCAGGAGUUUAAGCAUGUUCAACACAUGAUUGAUAGGGACAGGUCACUCCAACAACAACAACAACACCACCACCACCUCGUUGGCUGCUUCAGGGCUUGAUCACAUAUAGCUCUAUUAGAACUUCCAAGUCUCUAGGUUAUCUAGUGGAACUUUAGGCUAUGUAAAUUUCGCUUGUUUCUUUAUUAUUAUGGACAGGGGAUAGGUCCCUGAAAAUUCAUGUAUAUGAGCUAGAAAACGAUGAACAGAAAUUUAUUGCGUGCAAUUGUAAAAAUUU
Gastrolobium bilobum is the source of this 852-nucleotide messenger RNA. RefSeq names its product auxin-responsive protein SAUR32-like. The coding region runs from base 324 to 677 and encodes 117 amino acids. Lineage: Eukaryota; Viridiplantae; Streptophyta; Magnoliopsida; Fabales; Fabaceae. The transcript has a single exon. Gene Ontology annotation, biological process: response to auxin. The record is from RefSeq and is a predicted model, not a curated record.